Dacryopinax primogenitus is the source of this 735-nucleotide messenger RNA. RefSeq lists its product as uncharacterized. NCBI's taxonomy places the organism in Eukaryota, Fungi, Basidiomycota, Dacrymycetes, Dacrymycetales, Dacrymycetaceae. The record is from RefSeq and is a predicted model, not a curated record. Bases 1 to 735 code for a protein of 244 amino acids. The transcript is spliced from 3 exons. Gene Ontology annotation, molecular function: protein binding.
AUGUCCCUCGAGCCCACUUCGCCUGUGCUAGUCAUGAAGAUUCGUGACUUUGCGUAUGACGAAACCGACGAACGACAUUACGGAAAGGGUCUUGAGGGACAAGGCCAGCCGAAGCCGAAGCCACCUCCGGAACGGAAGCCGUUUCAGACCAAUUGGGGUUUUGGACAAGCCGUCGAGAAUGAUUCCGACUUAGACCAUAGCCCAUAUCCAUCGUACGACGACGAGGAUGAGGAAGACAGUUUCGAGCGCCCGUUUGUUCCCGGCUUGUACCGUUGUCUGUACGACUUCAUCCCGGAAGGAACAGCAGAACUCCCAAUGACUGCGGGCCACCUCUAUCGGAUCGUGUCGAGAUGUGGACCGAUCGGCUGGGUGAUCAUGGUGAAUGCGGAUGGGACGACUGGUAUUGUUCCCGAGGGAUAUCUUACUCUUGAACGAGGUGAAGAAGACCUUGAGGAAGAGUCUGUAGAGUUGGACCAGGACUUCAGUGUAGCAGAGGACGGAACAGACACUCCUACACCCUUGGAAACGCCAACACCGAGCUCAUCUACGGAAAGCAUGGAUGAUGAUGCCCCACCCACUCCCCAUGCACAAGACGACCUCUCUAAGACAAUCACCCCACCAUCACCUGAAAGCGGAAAGACAGAGUUACGCAAGCCAGCUUCAGACGAUGACGAUUGCACCAAGAGACCCUGUCUGAUGUUAUAUCAACAGAAGAAUCCGCACCACCACCACUAG